Messenger RNA from Arabis nemorensis, 507 nucleotides. The record is from the annotation of a GenBank genome assembly. Lineage: Eukaryota; Viridiplantae; Streptophyta; Magnoliopsida; Brassicales; Brassicaceae.
AUGAGCGGAGCCGGUAAGAAAAUCGCCGAUGUUGCUUUCAAAGCUUCGAGGACUAUAGAUUGGGAUGGUAUGGCUAAGGUCCUUGUCACCGAUGAGGCUCGCCGAGAGUUUUCUAAUCUCCGUCGUGCUUUCGAUGAGGUUAACACACAGCUCCAGACCAAGUUUAGUCAGGAACCUGAACCCAUUGAUUGGGAUUUCUACAGAAAGGGUAUUGGGUCUGGCAUUGUGGACAUGUACAAGGAAGCUUAUGACAGCAUUGAGAUUCCCAAGUACGAGGAUAAAGUUACCCCUGAAUACAAGCCAAAGUUUGAUGCGUUGUUGGUGGAACUGAAAGAAGCAGAACAGAAAUCGCUGAAGGAGUCUGAACGGUUGGAGAAAGAAAUUGCUGAUGUCCAAGAGAUAAGCAAAAAGCUCAGCACCAUGACUGCAGAUGAGUACUUUGAGAAGCACCCAGAACUCAAGAAGAAGUUUGAUGACGAAAUCCGUAAUGACUACUGGGGAUACUGA